Molecule: messenger RNA, 1068 nt
Organism: Stylonychia lemnae
Lineage: Eukaryota; Ciliophora; Spirotrichea; Sporadotrichida; Oxytrichidae
Source: the annotation of a GenBank genome assembly
AUGAAACAAGCAAAAAAGUAGCAGCAAACUUAAGUUCAACAGCAUGCACCACUUGCAGAUGCUGAAACCUAAUUGAGUGGCCAAGAUGAUGAAAUGGACAUGGAACCAGCAUACAAUGAAAUAGAUAGGCUAGAGCAGCAUGGAAUUAAUGCUGCAGACAUUGGCAAACUAAAGACUGCUGGACUUUGCACAGUACUUGCUGUUUUGAUGUGCACUAAGAAAGAGAUGCUGAACAUAAAGGGAAUCACAGAUUAAAAGGCUGAGAAGAUUUAUGAGGCAGCAUCAAAAAUAGAGACUAUGGGCUACGUAAGUGGACUCCAAAUCCUUGAGAAGAGAAAAAAGAUCAAGAAGAUCACAACUGGGUCAAGACAAUUUGACAUGCUUUUAUAGGGUGGAGUUGAAAGUCAGGGCAUUACCGAAGCAUUUGGAGAAUUCAGAACUGGGAAAACCUAACUUGCUCAUACACUCUGUGUGACUGCAUAAUUGCCUAAGUCUCAGGGUGGAGGAGAAGGAAAAGUCCUCUACAUUGACACUGAAAAUACUUUUCGCCCAGAGAGAAUCAAGCAAAUUUCUUAAAGAUACUAAGUGGAUCCCCAAGAAGUUCUCAACAACAUUAUGGUUGGAAGAUCUUUCACUGUGGAUAGCUUAAGCACCUUGAUUACUCAGGCUGCUGGGGCAAUGGUUGAAGAGCAAUUCGCUCUUAUGAUCAUUGACUCUAUUAUGGCACCUUUCAGAGUGGAUUACUCAGGAAGAGGUGAGCUUUCAGAGAGACAACAAGUACUUGGGAAAGUUCUGAGCAAGAUUCAAAAGAUCAGCGAACAGUUUAAUAUCGCUGUAUUUAUGUCAAAUUAAGUAAUGGCUGAUCCUGGAGCAGGAAUGACAUAUGCAGCAGACCCUAAGAAACCUAUAGGAGGCAACAUCUUGGCACAUGCUUCUACAACGAGACUCUACCUAAGGAAAGGAAAGGGAGAGCAAAGAGUUUGCAAGAUUUUUGACUCUCCUUCAAUUCCUGAGGGAGAAUGCAUCUUCUAGAUUAGUGAAGGAGGCAUCAUUGACGCUACAGACUGA